This is a messenger RNA of Menidia menidia (Atlantic silverside), 8163 nucleotides long. The record is from the annotation of a GenBank genome assembly. Lineage: Eukaryota; Metazoa; Chordata; Actinopteri; Atheriniformes; Atherinopsidae.
AGAACAUUGCGUUAUAUUCUUUUUUUGUGUUGCAGGUUUCGAUCUGAAAGAUGUGUUCGUGAACCUGAGCUGCCGAGAGGUCAAGAGGUGACAUACCUCUCCAAAGCUCCACUGGAAACAAAUGCUCUUCUGCCAUGUUUCCAGGCAUGGACCAGACUCGGCCUCCUCUGAUCCUUACCCUACCUUUAUGUGGAACAACACCGUAUUCGAACAUCUCGCGCUGCAUCCUGACCCCGGUGUGGGCUGGGUGUAUGUUGGAGCGCAGGAUCAUCUCUUCCAGUUAGAUCAGUUCCUCCAGCCCAAAGUCCAGGUUAACACUGGACCUGUCAGAGACAGUCGAGAGUGUUUGCCUCCCGUUACGGAGAGCAACUGCCCACAAGCAAGGAAAACCAGCAAUCACAACAAGCUUCUGCUGGUUGAUCCUUUCUCUAUGGAGCUCAUUACCUGCGGCAGUGUCAACCAGGGGAUCUGCCAGAAGCGCAGUUUGGAUUCGGUGGAUACAGUACUUUUCUCCACAGAGAAGCCGGUGGACAGUCAGUAUGUGGCAGCCAACCACCCCAACGUUAGCACCAUUGGCCUCGUGGUUUUCUCCCAUGCAGACAGGCAACCACUUUUGUUUGUGGGCAGGGGAUACACCACCAGCCAUCCGCCCAUUUCUACGCGAAACCUGGCCCAGGAGCCCAUCUUUUCAUACGAGGACGCUGCCAAGCUGGCUGUGGCCGGGCGGCUGUCGGAAUACGACCACCAUUUUAUAACCUCAUUCGCCCACCUUCGCCAUGUGUACUUCCUCUUCUACAGGCGGGACCUGAAGUCACAGUCUCGGGAAUACCGCACUUACGUGUCCCGCAUAUGUUUGGAUGACGAGGCGUAUUACUCCUAUGCAGAAGUACCCCUGAUGUGUCACUCCAGGGCCGGUAAAACGUACAACCUCCUGCAGGCGGCCCAGCUCGGGCUGUCUGCGGGGGGUGCCACCAGUCAGCGUUCUGCUAUUCUUUUUGGGGUCUUCUCCACUCAACUGGCCUCCUCAGCAAAGCCCAGUGAGGACUCUGCCCUGUGCAUGUUUGAGCUGGACGAUGUGGACCAGAGGAUUAACUCUACCAGAGACCUGUGCUACACACAGAUGGGGAGAGAAGCAGGAGCAGAGGCAGCGUACAUCGAGUAUGAGGUCAAAUCCAGCUGUGCUAACCUGCCAGAGAACACACUGGAUGCCUACCCGUGUGGCUCUGACCACACUCCCAGCCCAAUGGCCAGUCGGAUUGGCGUGGAAGUAGAGACCAUAUUGGACAGCCCAUCUGCUCGUCUCACAGCUGUGGCGGUCAGCAUUAAGGCUGGACACACCAUUGUGUUCCUGGGAGAUUCCAAAGGAUAUCUGCACAAGGUGUUCUUGGGGCCAAAUGGUGAGGUGGAGGAAUAUUCCGUGAUCCUCAUUCAACAGAAUGCUGCUAUCAGUUCAGAACUCAUCCUAGACCAGAGAGAAGAGCAUCUAUUCAUCAUGACAUAUAACAUGCUUCAGAAAAGGCCAGUGACUGAAUGCGAGCAGCAUCCCGACUGCCACUCCUGUCUGCUGGCCCACGACCCUUUCUGUGGUUGGUGUGUCCUGGACGGAAGGUGCGUGUUAAAAUCCCAGUGCAGUCGUGGGAGCUCCUCGGGUCAGUGGCUGUGGAGUUUUGACAUGGAGCAACAGUGUUUGACCAUCCAGGACCUCAGCCCCUCCAACAUCAGCAGGGAGGAGAUCAAGAUGGUGUCAAUGUCCAUCCCAGGACUUCCUUUGUUGGAAAAAGGUGAAUCCUACUCCUGCUUCUUCCAGGACACACACAGUCCUGCCAAUGUCACCCAAUCUGGAGUCACGUGCUAUUCUCCUGAUGUGAGGAGAAUACCCAUGGUGCCUUCGGGAAAAGAUUUUGUGAGCCUCACCUUGUCUCUGCGUUUUGGGGAUGUCAUUGUCACAGCAAGGGAUUACACCUUCUAUGACUGUACAGCUGUUAAGCAGCUGUCCGGCAGCACGCCUUGUCGAGGAUGCGUUUUGAGCAGAUGGGGCUGCAACUGGUGUGUUAAGGGUCACUCCUGUACCCACAAGCCUGUGUGUGAGGAAGGAGUGAUCAUCUACAACCAACAUUUUAAACUCCCCACCUCAUCCCCUACCACUGCCACUGUGAUUAAUGCCAUCACAACACCAGCUGCCUCAGCAAACACCAUUAAUCUCGCCACGACAUCUUUAAUUCCCGUCACCUUGGCAGCUAUUCACAAGUCAACCUCAUCUCUCACACACAAUGGAAACGCCACCACUGAGCCGGUAACCACACCCACCACUCUGCCCCUCCUGCCCACCAAAUCUGCCUCCUCCACGACUCCAGCUGUGGAGGGCCCCACCAGCAGGAAGGAUGGCAGCAUAGACCAGCGGGUGGUCACUCAGAGCCCGUCCAAAGAAGCUCCCGCUAAACCCAGUGUCCUGAUGGUGGUGGCAGAGUCGAUGCCCGGUACUGUGGCUGAUGGCCUCAGUGGAGACCAGGACCCUACGAUUCCUUUACUGAUCUCGGCCAUCUCUCCACCGGACGUUGUGGUGGAGUCCAGCUUUAACACGACCCAGGAAGUGGACGGAGCAUUGGGUCUGGCAGAGGUUUCUACCCUGGCCUCGUCCGGCGUCCCCCUGCCCACUGCCUUCUCUGUGGAGGGAGCAGCCGAUUCUGAACCCAUUCUUUAUCUCGAUCAAAACAAGACUCCCGCGCCAACAGCAACAGGGAACUCAAGUAUCAAUACUGACAUCGUCCUCUGGUCAAACAAAUCAAACGAGUAUGCUGAAGUUGGCACAGAGUCGGCCAAUGAUAAAGCUACAUCUUCAGUGACCACUCUGAUCUCUGGUGAUGGGGAAGUCCCACUUGGUCUCACAUCUUAUCCACAACUAAUGGACACAGACUCAGAGCUAGAACUGGACUAUCAUUUUGAUGCAGCUGACUCUUUUCUUCCGGGUGAUGAAGUUUCCUACAUCAGCUGGGGAGCCUCAGCUUGUCCCUGUGUGGAGAAGGUCCAGGGUGUGUCUCUACUUCCGGUCAGAGUGAAGAGGAAGAUUACCUUACUGGCCCGCAACUUACACCUCUACCAGGAUGCAGAACUGGACUACGAGUGUGUGUUGGUUAUCGAGGGCAAAACGGUGACGGUGGACGCUUAUGUUGAAGCCGCCGAGAUGAAUCCCUCAGACUUUGAUAUUACCUGUCAACUUCACCAGUACACGUAUUCUGCUCCAGUGGAAGAAUAUAAGGCCAUGAUAUAUGUGAAGAGGAGGAACACCUUCCACGUGGACAGCUCUCCAGAUCUAUACGUGACUCUGUACAACUGCUCCGUGGGCCGAUCUGACUGCAGCCGCUGCCACACAGCUGACCCAAAAUAUGGCUGUGUGUGGUGUGGAGGUCCCCAGGCCAACUGCUUGUAUUCCGACUCCUGCAGAGAACUCGUUCAACACACAUGUCCUGCUCCCAUCAUACACUCCAUUGAGCCUCUCUCUGGCCUGUUGGAAGGAGGCACCAUGGUGACCAUUUCAGGCUCCAACCUGGGCCAGAAGGCUGAAGACAUCCUCCACUCUGUGUCAAUAGCCGGGGUGCCUUGUAUUGUCAGUGCAGACCAAUACGAGGUCUCCUCCAGGAUAGUGUGCAAGACCCAGCCCAGUAGAGAAGAGAAGGUGGGCCACGUUUCGGUAGAAGUGAGUGGAGGAGAGUUUGGACUGUCCACUCAGACAUUCAGUUAUCAGGAUCCAUUUGUGAUGGCUGUAUCACCUCAAAGAGGCCCAAAGGCAGGUGGAACAGCCCUGACCAUAAUGGGUAGAAACCUGCUUACAGGUGACGCUUCUGACCUCAGCAUCACUGUGGGAGGGGUGCCCUGUAAAAUUGUAUCAGAGAUACAAAAGGCCAGUGUUCAGUGUGUAACAGGCAGCAGUGACAAGACCGGAGACCAUCGGGUCACACUCCAUUAUGGCAUGACCCACCGCCAUCUCCACAGUUCUUUCUACCAGUACACCCCUAAUCCCAACCUCACACAUGCCUCGCCUGCCAAGAGCUUCCUCAGUGGGGGUCGACUAAUCCGAAUAUUGGGCCAUAACCUGGAUGUGGUGCAGGAGCCCCAGAUGUUGAUCACCUUCUCCCCCCACGACUCCAGGAGUGAGAAUCCAAGACGGAAGCAGAGAGGGAAGAGGGGGUACUUAGGGAAGGGAGAGGUUAGGGAGAGGAUAGCCAGAAGGCUGGUCAGGAGUGUUUUAGACCAUCCUGACUCUCCGUGUUCUGGAGACACACUCUGCUCGGUCAAACAGUUCACUGAGCGAUGCAAGGUCAACUCCUCCUCCUUGAUGUUUUGCCGCUCUCCAAAAGUGGACUCAGACAUAUUAGGCUCAAAGUUCACCGUGGAGUUUCAACUAGACAGCCUGCGCUUUGACUUCCGCAGUUUGAGCUCUCAGGCUUUCAGCUACGAGCCCAACCCGGUCCUGCAGCGCCUGAACCAGCAGGACCCCCGGAAGGCCUUCCGCUACAACCCCGGCAGCUUCAUCCAGCUGGAGGGGGACAACUUGGACUUGGCCAUCACUAAAGAGGAGGUGGUGGUGCUGAUAGGGGAUGGUGUUUGUGCCGUCAAGACUCUGACCAGAAACCAUCUGUACUGUGAGCCCCCCCCGCAGCAGCCUGUACCGGCUUGUAGCAAAUGCGAGGGCUCUGAUGAUCUGCCGGAAUUCAUUGUCCAAAUGGGCAAUUUAAACUUCUCCCUUGGCAAGAUCCAGUAUGACAACCUCAGCCUGUCUACAUUUCCACUGGAGGCUCAGAUUGGAGUUGGAGUUGGAGCCUCCAUAGUGGUCCUCCUUGUCCUCAUAAUUGUUUUCAUCUACAGGAGGAAGAGCAAGCAAGCUUUAAGGGAUUACAAGAAGGUCCAGAUCCAACUGGAGAACCUGGAGACCAGUGUGAGAGACCGCUGCAAGAAAGAGUUUACAGACCUGAUGACGGAGAUGAUGGACAUGUCCAGCGACCUGGUGGGCUCAGGCAUCCCGUUUCUGGACUACCGGAUGUAUGUGGAGCGGAUUUUCUUUCCGGGCCACCGAGAGUCUCCACUGAGGCGAGAGCUUGACGUCCAGGAGUGUCGGCGCCAGACGGUGGAGCAGGGUUUGGUGCAGUUGUCCAACCUGCUCAACAGCAAGUUAUUCCUUACAAAGUUUAUUCACACUCUGGAGAGCCAGCGGACCUUCUCUCCCAGGGACCGGGCCUACGUAGCCUCCCUGCUGACUGUGGCACUUCAUGGCAAACUGGAGUAUUUCACAGACAUUCUCAAGACCCUCCUGAAUGACCUGGUUGAGCAGUACGUGGCCAAGAACCCCAAACUUAUGCUGCGAAGAACAGAGACCGUGGUGGAGAAGCUUUUGACCAACUGGAUGUCCAUCUGCCUCUAUGCUUUCCUCAGGGACUCAGCAGGGGAGUGUCUUUACAUGUUGUUCCGGGCCAUAAAACACCAGGUAGAUAAAGGUCCGGUGGAUGCUGUAACAGGAAAGGCCAAGUACACCCUCAACGACAAUCGCCUGCUGAGAGAGGAUGUGGAGUACAAGACUCUGACACUGAAUGUUAUAGUGCAGGGUGGAGGAGUGACUGAGACUCAGCCCGUUCCUGCCAAAGUUCUGGACUGUGACACGAUCACGCAGGUGAAAGAAAAGAUCCUGGAUCAGGUGCACAAGGGCAUCUCUUUCUCCUAUCGGCCCCAGGCUGAGUCAUUGGACUUGGAGUGGAGAUCGGGGGUCGCUGGUCAUCUCAUCUUGUCAGAUGAGGACUUAACAUCUGUCCUGCAGGGCAGUUGGAAACACCUCAACACGCUGCAGCAUUACAAGGUCCCAGAUGGAGCUACAGUAGCGCUGGUCCCUCGCCACAACAAAAGCAUUCACCAUGACAACCACGACUACUUAGCUGGAGAGAAAACCCCGAUGCUUGAGGAUACGGACGAGGAAGGAGUGAAACUGUGGCAUUUGGUGAAGGCCAGCGAGGAGACUGAGGUGCCCAGACACCGCAGGGGCAGCCUCAGGGAGAGAGCCAAGGCUAUCCCUGAGAUCUACCUCACCCGCCUCCUGUCCAUGAAGGGGACACUGCAGAAGUUCGUAGAUGAUCUGUUUACAGUGAUACUCAGCACCAGCCGCCCAGUACCGCUGGCGGUCAAAUAUUUCUUUGAUCUGCUGGAUGACCAAGCAGCAAAAAACAACAUAAGCGACCCUGAAACAAUCCACAUUUGGAAGACUAACAGUCUUCCUCUACGUUUCUGGAUCAACAUCAUAAAGAACCCUCAGUUUAUCUUUGAUGUCCAGGCGUCCGACCACGUAGAUGCUGUGCUUUCUGUUAUCGCACAGACCUUCAUGGACUCGUGCACCAUUGCCGAGCACAAGCUUGGACGAGAUUCGCCCAUUAACAAGUUGCUGUAUGCCAGAGACAUCCCCCGCUACAAACAGAUGGUGGAAAGGUACUAUGCGGACAUCAGGCAGACCAUCUCAGCCAGUGACCAGGAGAUGAACUCGGCCCUGGCUGAACUGUCCAGGAACUACUCUGGAGAGCUCAACUACAUGGUUGCUCUGCAUGAGCUGUACAAGUACAUCAACAAAUACUAUGAUCAGAUCAUCACGGCACUGGAGGAGGACCCCACAGCCCAGAAGAUGCAGCUGGGCUACCGACUGCAGCAGAUCGCUGCUGCAGUGGAGAAUAAAGUCACCGAUUUGUGAAAGGAAACCCCAUUUUUUUUCCCCAGAGGAAAACCAGUUUGUUCUAAGUGUUGAGAACACAAAGGCUCAGACUGAAUCCAGCACAUUUUAGUUUCGGUUGCUUUUUGAGCAGUCUGUAUACUCAGUGGACAGGAUGAACGCACGCCGUAAAUACUGGACUAGUUCAGUUACCUGUCAGGGCUACUGGAGGUCACUUAGCGUUUUACAUUUAGAUGACCCCCCCCCUUCUGGAAUAUUUUUUUAGAAUGCAUCUCAUGCCUUGUGUACUUCCCACAGACGGAAGGUCAUUCUUUUUGUGUCUGUGUGUUAGUGUGUGUGCACAUGCGCUUUCAGACUUAUCCCGACUCCCUCGUCAACUGUCACACUUUUGGUUCUUGGUACAAAGUUACAGUUGGAUGAACCAUGAACUUCAGAAUGAUUUUUUUUCCACGUUUUUGGACCAACACUUGCUUGAGCCGUAACUCCCUGUAGUGCUGUUCUACCUCAGCCCCCUGUGCUGCCGUUUUCAGUUGUUUCUCUUUCACUAAGAAGUCAGUUCUGUGCUGCGUAGUUCAUGUUGUGACUAAUAAUACUACUGGUUGAGCAAGUCCUUAGACUUUUCACACUUGACAUGUUUCAAAUACCAACUGAUGUUUACUGAUUUAGGACUGAAAUCCACAUUGUUUAUGUAACAGGCUUUAUUGAUUAAAGCCUCUUUAAUUUGAAUAGGUUCCCCUUUGAUAAGCAUUCACUAAAUGACUGCCCUUUUUGCUCGGGGUGAGAAUUCAGUUGGGCCGUCUUCAGGUACCUUUAGGUAUAACAACUGGUUUUAAGCUAGUAUUAGGGGAAAUGCGAAUCGAUGGAUAGAAUCUACCAGUGCCAGUAGGAUAUUAUUUUUGUGUCUGAGAGUUUAUAUGUAUUUUUAAGAGUGUCAAUUUUCACAAACCUCUUAUAUUUCAAAGCCGUUUAUGCUGCACAAACUUUUAAUCACAGUAGUCAUGUGAUGCCAACCAUGUUGCUAAAAUCUUGUGUGUACAGACACAGGAAAUGAGAUAAAAAUGUUGAUGCCAAACAGGAAAAAGACAAACAAUUCAAGUGCAAAAUAUCUUUUUUUCAAUACCCUCUUAAAGAGUGUUAACAUAUGUGAGCUUGAGCCUAAAAAUGGCUCAGUAAGUCUACAUACAACCCACAGGUUUGUCAUUACAUUAUUAAACACCAAAUGUAAUGCCUAGCAUAGGGGGAUUGUUCUGUUUUACAGUGUUUCAAUGAAAUACAACUCAAUGAUGAUUGAGACAAACCAUGGGAAGGAAAACUAACUGCUGCGCUGUGUAGAGUUAACAAUGUAGAGGAGGCUCUGCAAAGAGCAUUUUUAAGGAUGUUUAUGUUUACAUCAUUGUAUAUACUGAUUGAAAUGUCUCUAUAGGGAGUGUACAUUUUCACAGAUUUAAUAAAGUUUUCUUAAA